AUGCCAGUAAAAGCCCCUGCAUGUCUAUCAAGAUCAGCGUACGGUUGGGCAGCGACAAGUAAUUGGAGAAAAUUUAUUUAUUUAAAUGGUGUAUUAACUAGUGGUGCACAUUCAAAAUAUAACGAAGAUAUUCGCAAACAUGACGUUGUUGAAUUAAUAUUAGACUGUAACAAGAGAAAAAUUCAGUUAUUCAAUAAACGAUCAAAUAAAAAAUAUGAAAUCAACGUUGAUGAUCGGGCAUGUCCAUUUCCAUGGAGAAUAACUGUAACACUACAUCAUAGUGGUGAUCGUCUACGCCUUGUGUAA
This is a messenger RNA of Didymodactylos carnosus, 306 nucleotides long. The record is from the annotation of a GenBank genome assembly. NCBI's taxonomy places the organism in Eukaryota, Metazoa, Rotifera, Eurotatoria, Philodinida, Philodinidae.